AUCCUUCUUGUAGACUCACCCUUCUCCAUUCCCUCGACAUCUUCGUAGCCCUGGGCCUCCCGACUUCGCUGAUCUGCACUUUGUCACCUGUCUGAAAAGCUAUCCUGUCGGCAGUCACCUGGCGAGCUAUUAAAGUCGGCCUACAUCCCAAUUCCGCUGCUUCUCUUGACAACGCACAAAGACGCACGAAUCCACUCCUACUUCAACAUCUUUCUCUUCGUGACUCUCGCAGUCUCCGAAAUUGGUUACCAUCCCACCAAGCAUUGGGUAUCGGAUCCCGUUGUUCAGUACAUACCCAGGUUCCGGUCACCGAGGCAACAGUUGGAGCAAAGAAAGCUAAAAUUAAAGCACGAUACGGCAUCGAACUAGAGGUUGUUUCACUGUUCCUGAGAGUGGCACGGAUAUCGUCAGAGGUUGAUAAGUGGAUACAAGAGACCUCUAGCAUCGAAAUAUUGCCCCUUGGGGUACCAAGUAUUAAGGUCGGAAAACGUGGCUCACUAUGCCGGCCACAAGUAAGUAUCACUGUAUCCGCUACAUCUCACCUCCCACGCCUCAUGCACUCCACAAAUCUACCGCUAUCUCUUUUUUAUUUUUUUCAUUCCAUUUUAUCCCGCCCCCUUCCGUUCCCUUUCAUUCCGGCUCGAGAUACAGCCACUUUUCUAUUCAUACGUUGCCUAGAGUUGAGUCAAUGUACGGGCAAGGCUAACAAGCAACCCCCCGUUGCAGUGCCCUUUCCUGGUUCGUCCACUUUCAAGAAGAACACUGCGACAGACUUAAGAGUCGACAUCCCGCACAUGGCCAGCGGCAUGCAGGCUUACAACUCAAACUCCUCGCAUAGCGCAAUGGGCAGCGGAAAUGUGCCCAACUCGCCAGCUCCUUUCAUUAAAAACGAACCCCAAGACGAGUCUGGCAGGUUCUUGCAUCAAGCUCCCUACCACCACCACCACCCGGAUGCAUAUAGCAUGCCCGGUCACCAGCAGUUCCACCAGGGUGGCUUCAAUGAGCCAAAUUAUAAUGGGGGCGAUGGCAGCAUCGACCCGUCAGAGUUGACCAUGUCUCCAUCGAUGCCGAUACAACAGAAUGGAGGUUUUAUGGAGUCAUAUCCUAACUAUUCGUCUGGAAAUAAUAGUAAUGUGGGAUAUAUGAGUAGUGGUGGGGCUGUCGAUGAUGAGGACCUGCUUGCCCUUGGCAACCUGGACGAGCGUCACCAUGUCCAGAAUAACGGGCAGUUUGGAAUAGACCAACACCAGGAGCAAAGGCAGGGGCAUGGUGACGACUACUCCUCCCUGCACCAUCUCUUUCCCGAGAUGGAUGGGGGUGGGGAUAGGAACGCAGCCGGGGAAAACGGCACAUCUACCGGUGCCCCAAGUGUUGAUCAGAUGUACUCCCACACACCUGAUAACAACCCGCCAGCCGAAUCCCCCUUUAUUCAUUCAUACCCCCCUCAGCAGUUCCGGCAAUUACAGCACCCCUACAACGGAGCAACUGCUGAUACACCCUCCUCAUACAACGCCUCUCCAGUUAUCGGGUCAGACUCAACCCAGGGCACCAACUUUGACCAGUAUAUGGCCACUGGAAAGCGAAAGAGCCGACCAGUUUUGGAAAGAAACGGCUCCCGUAAAAGCCCCAACUCACGAUCUCCACACACCCCCAAGACUCCAGGCAUCGGCUCCCUUUCACUUGGUGGUGAAACAUCGACCGUCCCCACCCAGCCUAUCCAGACCUCCCAUAUGGCUUCCCACCGCCAUCACAAAUCCCUCUCGGGUCAGUGGGAUGGGACGCCGGGCUCGCAAAUCUCUUAUAUCGAUUCGCCCCUUUCUUCUCCGGGAGCCUCCCAUGUCCACCCCCAAAUCUCGGACGUUUUCAAGUCAGGGAAGCAUGCUUCGCUGCCAGCGAAAGUUGAGAACCAGGUCGGUGCAGGACCUGCUUUCCAAACUCAGGAGGCAAAGAGGCGCCGCCGCCGAGAGAGCCACAAUAUGGUUGAGCGUAGGCGCCGGGAUAACAUCAACGAGCGCAUCCAAGAGCUCUCCCACCUAGUUCCCCAGCACCGACUUGAAGAUGAGAAGGUCCGGAAGCAUCUGGUGAAUAAUGGCUCCCUGUCACCUUCGGUCGGCCCUAGUGGGAGCCCCCCUCGUGCCACCUCUAUGUUAGCUGGAGGUGUUGGUCGAAGGGCGAGCGGUGUUCCUACUUCUGCCGGAAUUACUGGCGAGGAGAAGGACAAGGGCCCCAACAAGGGCGAUAUCCUCAACGGCGCAGUCGGCUGGACACGAGACCUAAUGUGGGCUCUUCAUGCAAAACUUGAACAAGAGAAGGAGAUACGGGAACUCGUUGCCAGACUAGGUGGAACCUACCCAUUCGACCAGACGGAGGACGAUAAGCGGAUGUCGUCCGAAUUAUACGCUGCCAUCGAAAAGAAUGGCGUCCAAAGCUUUCACUAUUCCCGAGCACCCGGGUCCACCUUGCGCGUACCCGGGUACACUGACUACGCUGGCAACGCGGUGGGCCCCGGUGGAAAUGUUCUGUCCCCGCGUGUCAGUCCAUCGCGCUCGGGUGGGAAACCUUCUCAGAAUGGGGGAUCCUCUCGGGGAACGCCCCAGCAACAGUCACAAUUUUGGAACCAAAACGGUGAUGGCAUGGCGUUCAAGGAGGAGGAUGAAUACAACACUAUGGACAUGUCAUAACCUUCGGUGAAGACGAUGGUACCUGUGCAACUUCCCUAUUGCGGGCGAUACUGCUAGUCAUCUUAGUGCAUCCCGACUAUACACGUUACAAAGCUUUCUGGUGCAUGCGCUAUCUUGGGCAAGCGUACAGUUAGUAUCAUGUCUUCUUUUUCUUCUUUGUUUCUUUUUGAUUCUGCCGGAUGUUGUUCUUAUUGGUUUUGUAUCUUGCUGGAGUACAUGAAGUCGGGAGGGCUUUUUGUAGGUUUUGUGUGGAGGAUUCCCUAUCUUGUUUGUGCGCCCUUGUUACGCGAUACCAGUUUUGUCUUGCAAUUUGCUUCCUUCAAUGUUCCGCUUGCGACUAGAUUACGAUGAAUGGUUGCAAGAUAUUACACGAAGAAUCUUUUCUUAGUCCCCCCUCUUUAUUUGAGUUAUUCUACUCUCUUGCACUUAAUAAGUUUUUCGUGUAUAAAUAGGGUAGGAUAUCAUACGGUUCCCCUGCUUGUUUUUUCAUUCUGUACCUUUCUUUUAUACGAUUGUACUGGCUUUCAUUUGUUUCCCUCAUUUUUCUGACUGGGGGGUUUAUAUGGAACUUGUAACGGCUUUCCUGGCUUCCCAUGUUCUUCUCCUCCUCAUUCGUUUUUUUCCCAUUCUUUUUCUUUCUCGAAUUGCAUGAAGAUCUUGUCAUUUUUUCAUUUCUUUCUCUCCGAUUCCUUACUCCCUUCGUAUCAGUUCCUCCAUAUCUUUCCCUAUUUUCUCUCGCCUCCCCCCCCCGCCCAUUUCCCACCAUUUCUUCUAUUUCUUUCUCUUCUCUUUCUUUUUUUUUUCCUCCAAUCAACGGUGUAACGAGGGCUUCAAUCAUAAGUUAAUCACAGAUCUUUUUUUUUAUUCCCAACCGACUCCUAUUUUAUUUUUUUACUAUCAACCUUCCAGUUCC
Messenger RNA from Tuber aestivum (summer truffle), 3594 nucleotides. The record is from the annotation of a GenBank genome assembly. NCBI's taxonomy places the organism in Eukaryota, Fungi, Ascomycota, Pezizomycetes, Pezizales, Tuberaceae.